Salpingoeca rosetta is the source of this 924-nucleotide messenger RNA. RefSeq lists its product as uncharacterized. NCBI's taxonomy places the organism in Eukaryota, Choanoflagellata, Craspedida, Salpingoecidae. The record is from RefSeq and is a predicted model, not a curated record. The coding region runs from base 94 to 831 and encodes 245 amino acids. The transcript has a single exon.
GCACACACAAAGCAAACGAAUUCACCCUUCUCGUCUUGUCAGCAUCAACGUCGUUUGAGAGAGACGUGAGAGGGUUUGCGCUGCUGAGGAACGAUGGUGGAGCCGAGGCCAACAGAGCAUGUGCGGAGAGUGGAGGCAAGGCUUGCAGAGGCCGCGCAGCAGGCGGACGCCUUCAGCGAUGCCAUGUCCACAACAACGGCAUCUGCCACUGAUCGGACAUACCUGCAAUCACGCCAACAGCGCUACCCAAGGAGCACGUCGCCUCGCAGCAUGCUGGCGAGAAACAACGCACCACCGCCGCCGCCGCCGCCGCUGCCAUUUGAGCACCACGAGGACCCCCGCAUGCACGUGGAGAUGUACGUGCGGCAUCAAACAAAGCACAUGUUCCGUGCCGCAUCUGCCGCGCGCUCCCCCUUUGAGGAGCGCCCGCUGUUCUCCGCAACCAAGAUGAAGGGCACGACAUCGCCGAAGCUGUCCACAGAGGAAGGCUCCCACGCCGCCGUCCUUCGCACAGCAUCCCCCACCACCAUGACCACCUCCUCGUCCUUCAUUGCCUCCAUAUCCAGCACUCACCACGACCAACAGCAACAGCAACAACAGCAACAGCAGCAACAGCAACAACAGCAACAGCCUCAGCAUCAUAAACAACACCAAUCAAGGAAGAAGCACGGCUCCCAGUCACAAUCCAGGUCACACUCGCAGUCACAGCAACGGCAGUGGAUACGCCCAGGAUCCAAACCCAUCACAAUCCACGUCCCUGCACCACUGCCACCAGGCUACACCAACGAGCCCCUCUCCAUCACCGCACCGUCCCUGAAGAAGUCUCAUUAACUGCUGCUGAUUAUAAUGGGUUGCCUGCAGGCACGGCCACUGCACGGGCAAGUGUGUGUGUGUGUGUGAGUGUGAGUGUGUGUGAGUGUGUGU